AUUAAGGUGUCGGGCUACUUGAACCUGGCGGCCGACUUCACGCACAACUUCACAGACGGUCUGGCUAUCGGCGCCUCCUUCCUGGUUGGGCCUGCCGUCGGCAUGGUAACCACCAUCACCAUCCUGCUGCACGAGGUGCCUCACGAGAUCGGAGACUUUGCCAUCCUCGUCCAGUCCGGCUGCACCAAGAGAAAGGCCAUGUGUCUGCAGCUGCUGACGGCGGUGGGAGCGCUGGCCGGCACGUCUUGUUCCCUAUUGGCUGAGGGCGUGGGCGCGGCCGCCACCGCCUGGAUCCUCCCCUUCACCGCUGGCGGCUUUGUCUACAUCGCCACGGUGACCGUGCUGCCCGAGCUGCUGGUGGGCCGCUCCAGCCUCGGCCAAUCGCUGAUGGAGAUCCUGGCGCUGCUCUUUGGAGUGGGCAUGAUGGUGCUCAUCGCAGAGUACGAGUGAAACCAGGAGGGGGCGACGUGGGACGUUCCAUAUGUUUGACAAGGGACUGAGUGAGAGACGAUGUGGAGAGAGUAAAUGAAAGAGACAGAGAGAGGGAGAGAAGGAAGGAGGACAAAAAGACUGUAAUCUGUGGAGAAAUUUCAGGAUCAGGACGGGGGAAAGAAUCAUGCAUAAAACACUGUUACGUUUUUUGGAGUGAGCUACCGAGUUUUGAUUGCUGACAGGUGGCUGGGGAAAAAAAUGGUUAUUCUAUGAUGUGGAUGCUGGACGAAGCCAAGAGGGAAGCUGUGUAAUAAUGUGGAGGUGUGGUAGAGAGAGAGAGAAAGAGAGAAAGAGAGAUGGAGGGGUUUCACCAGAGAAAUGAUUCUGAAAGUUUACCAUGUGGUAAUGUUGGAUUUUCAACUGUAUUUAACAUCAAUUUUCAUUCCAUUGCUGUCACAACAUUGGUCCUUGCGAUAACACUUUUUUUCUUCUUUUUCACAACCUGAGAUUUACUUUGACAAAUGACUUCCUUGUGGAAUAGAAAUAGACAUGUGGAAUGAAUCAGUCUUGUCAUCUGUAGUUUUUGCAGUUUCUACUUUUAAAUGUUAAUUUUCGUUGGUUGUAUUUGUACAUUAUAAUUUGUUUUAUUUGACUUGAACCAGUCGGAUUCUUUUUUUUUUUUGCCCCGAUAUGAUACACUCAAUCUGCUUGCAGUCAUCAAGUGAUUGUUUUUCUGUCCCUUUGAGCUUUACUCAUUGUUAUGAGUGUGUCUAUCUCUUAUUUUUUUUAAUACAUUUUCCUUCCCGCUCUCAAAGUGAAUGUUUACGAUAAUUAGACCAGAUCUGUGACCGUUAAGAACCCAAACUAGGCAGGCAUGUACACAGUACUAUUGGGCUUCAUUCAGCGCAAUAUUCCUGGAUUGUCGCUGCAUUGUGAAUGUGCGCUUUAGACCACUCUUGUUGUCGUUCCUCUGUUUGGAGUCGUUUUAAAGCAAAGCUUCUUGUGCAAAUAGCCUCAAAUGAUGUAUGAGGCCCAUAUGAGGUAUCACGUGAACAGCAUCUGUAAAGAGUGGCUUAGUAGAACUUCAGUAAGUAUUGUUAUCAGCAACUAACUUGGGUGGCUGAUAUUCCAGGAGGAACAUGGUGAAGUGAUAAACCUGGUUAAGUUAACCUACAGGAAGUACUAAACCUCCAGAUGUCAUUUAGUUCAGAAAAUCAGGACUCCACUUCACUCCAGUCUCCUCUAUUAGAUGAUUUGCCACUACCUCGAGGUUAACUUGACCAUGUUUACUACUGAACCAGCCUCUGUAGAGCAGUUGUGAUUUUGUCAAUUUUUACCUGUAACUGAGCUGCAGCUCUUCAACUUCACAAAAGUGUUUUGUGUAUUCUAGACAAUCAUGAAAAAAUUGUGGCGAAAUGAUAUUACAUUUUCCAGACACACCUGUCUUCUGACUAACACACACAUGCACAGUUUUUUUUUUUUUUUUAACGUUUUUUUCUUGGAAGGACCAAAAGGAGGAGAGGGGAAACUGGGAAAGAAUGUUAAAUGAUUUAUUGUGUUUUUGUUUUUAUUAAAAAAUACAGAAAAUGUAAAGAUUUUGA
Molecule: messenger RNA, 2033 nt
Organism: Engraulis encrasicolus (European anchovy)
Lineage: Eukaryota; Metazoa; Chordata; Actinopteri; Clupeiformes; Engraulidae
Product: zinc transporter Slc39a7
Exons: 2
Biological process (GO): zinc ion transmembrane transport; intracellular zinc ion homeostasis
Cellular component (GO): membrane
Molecular function (GO): zinc ion transmembrane transporter activity
Source: RefSeq, a predicted model, not a curated record